Trichoplusia ni (cabbage looper) is the source of this 5229-nucleotide messenger RNA. RefSeq lists its product as uncharacterized. The coding region runs from base 2390 to 4972 and encodes 860 amino acids. NCBI's taxonomy places the organism in Eukaryota, Metazoa, Arthropoda, Insecta, Lepidoptera, Noctuidae. The record is from RefSeq and is a predicted model, not a curated record. The transcript has 2 exons.
CCAUCUACGGACCAACCGCGUCAAGCAUAGCUUAACCUGUGAUCGAAUCACAGGUUAAGCUUUUAAUAAAAAUUUUCACGAAACUUAAAAUUCGCCACUUCGGUAGUUUUGACCACAGGUAGUGCCGCUUAAAAAAGAGUGGAAUUCGACUAUGCCAUCUCACAGAAGAGACGUUCCGUUUAUUGCUUAACCUUGCAUUUCCAAAGGAGUUGGAAGCGCUGAGUUUUAAGGACCUAGUUGACUUACUCGAUAGGCAUUUCGAACCAAUAAAGUGCUCAUCGUGGACAAGGCGUUUUUUUUUAGCACCAGCAGGAAAACAGGCGAAACCAUAGGAGAAUGAGCCUCGCGAUUGAGAGGUUUGGCAACUUAUUGCGACUUCGGUACCGCUUUACGAAUCUACGAGAUCGUUUUGUCCUUGGCCUGACUGCAGGUCCAGAACGCGACCAGUUGUUUGAGCCGACACUCACGUUAUCGCGGGUUAUUGAAUUGGCGGAGCAAGAAGCAUGUGCCAAAGAGGCGAAUACCAUGUUAGGCACUAGUUCGGAGGUCGUGACUAUCAAGGAGGAACCAACAUACCGCGCGGGAUUCCAAGGUCAAGUGAGCCGAAGCUGCGGCACGGGGGACGCGUAUGCGGCGUUUCGGCGUGACAGGGAUCGCUGCUCUAGUUGCGGUGAAGUGUGUAUUUUUAAAUAGGUUGAAUUAUAAUUUAAAACUUUCUUAGGUUUCUACAUAACUAAAGUUGUUUUUUUUUAUUUUUGUUUGUAAAAUUCUUAAAUAAUUUACACGUUUCAAAGGAAACAUAAUUUUCCUGGUGUGAUAGGGUGCAUCGAUUGUACCCAUAUGGCUGCUAGCUUAUAAGACCGGUUACGGAAGCAACAGAGCGAUAUUCAAAGUACAUCCCUACAGUCUCAUCCACAUAAUGAUAAUGAAAUUCCAAAUACUUCAUAACCAACAGAAAUUAUAACACUUCGUAUAAAACAAUAAAGAAGAAAAACUUUACGCGUUGAUUUGAUAAAUAAAAUAGCUGCACUGAAAUCAAAAACAAGAAGACUGAGUGCUAGCUGACAGUUAACGUAUUUUAUAAAUCAAGAAACUGCUGAUUUAUUAUCCUCCUUAACUGGUCACAGCAAUGAUUUUUUGAAGCCAAGAAAAAACAAAUUUUCUACGGAAGUACGUCCCAGUUCACGCGCUUAAAAUUAUGUUAGAAAUCAUUUUAAUACGUGUCUCGCACACUCGCACUUUGGCGCGAUGGUACCAAUUAGUCAAGCCUACCAUACAUUUAUACACCGUUGGAUAGGUCUCGCCGAGCCGCAUCCAACGACACCACUCACGGUCGGCUAGCUCACACGAAACUUCAGAUAUUUCGAGUUUUACUCAUACAAACCGAGGUUACCUGGAGGGUGAGAGACCGCCAUACAAACGAAAACACUUAGUGAUAAAAUCUUGUAUUCCUUCGCGGUUUUCGACUCUUACAUACGUACCUUGGCUCCGUCCAACCCCUAGACGUGUUUUAUGCCGUCUAGGUGCGAAAUAAAUUAUGCGAAAUAGAUUAACGUGGCGUUUCUUUAAGAGACAAAAGGGAAUGGUGGAAGGGCUCGAGAGAUAUGAAAAUAAUAUAAGUUUCACAAUUAUGUUAGUGGCGGAAAGAAAAAUCGUGUGAGUGUAUUUUUAGAUAACAGGUUGAAAAAAAGCGUGUUGAUGUUAAAAGAGUGAUAGAUUGAUAAGUGUACAUAUAUAUGCGACACAGUCAUGAUGUGAGGACAGUGAAAAAGAAAAGUUAUGGGAGGACUUUGACUGCUUGACUGUUUGAUGAUGAAUUUGCAGGACAACGAGACAGAGGGACUCAAAAAAAGAGUUAGUUCUUCCGCAUAUGCUCUGUUCAAACUAUCAGCUAUCGUAGACACUGGUGCUCUAAUUACAGCUUACCAUGGCAUAGUUCACUCCAUCCUGAGAUUUGGAAUAAUAUUCUGGGGAAACUCGGCCAACAGAGAAACAGUUUUCAAAUCUCAAAAAAGAUGCAUUAGGGCAAUGUUUGGUCUUCAAAAUACUGACAGUUGCAAACAGUUUUUCAAUAAAUUUAAAAUAUUAACUUUACCUUCCUUGUAUAUAUCGCACGCUUAAUCAUAAAGAGUAAUAACUCAAAAAUCAUGUUUUUUGAGAUUUAAUCAUAAAACGUAAUAACCCAAUAGUAUAAAUACGUACGCUCCGACUGCCGCUCGAUUACAAUAAGUGUGAGUGAAAUAAAGGUUCGUCCCUCUCUUUUUGAUUUACUCGCGCGGACAAGUUGCAACCAAUGAAAUGCUACAAUCAGUAUUGCGUCAGCGCUUACGCUAGGAGGACGAUCCGAACAACGCAAUAAAUUGAGUUAGAUCUGUUUAUUAUUAACAGUAUGGCGUCUUCAAGAGCAUGUCGAAUUAUGCAACUGCUAUCGAUCGAAAAUAAAACAAUAGAAGCCAGAAGUGAAGAUGAAGACGAGACACUGAAAAGCAACAUCGACAAUGUUCCCUCCGAAAAAAUAAGAUCUCAGUACAGUGAAAUGUUACAAGACAAAGAAAACUUAGAAGAAUCUUUAGAUAGCUGUGAUGACAUUCUAUCGGAUUACGAUAGUAAUAUAAAAUAUGAUCACCGAUUGAUCACUUCACGUAAAGUACAACCAAGCUGCAAAAAUAAAGAACAUGAAUUGAAAAUUUCCCAAGUUAGUCUUGUGCCGGCUUAUGAUAGUGAUGAUUCUUCUGAAGAUAACAGUUACAUAACUCGUGCUGCAACAGUCACUGAAAUCAGACAAAGUUUGCCAAAACCAAAUUCACCCUCUUCGAGCUCAAGUUCAUCUUCGUCCAGUACUUCGUCGUCAGAUUCCGACAGUUCCUUAUCGUCUGAAGGACCAAAAAGAUGUUCUCCGGAAUUAACUACUAAUACAAAUGAGUAUAGGAUUAUUGACUCGCAGGUAAUUGAACAAAAUCGUGGGACAUCAUCUAUAGAAACGGCACAAAGCGAUUCGAGCAAAAUGAUUUUAAGACAGCAAAACUUUAAUAACACAUCCAAUAAUAUUUCACCCAUGUUUACUGACGAAAGUGAUAUUGACUUAAGUGAUGAUGACCCAAGUUUUGAUUACGAAAAAUUGAUUCAUAAUAAAAAGAAAAAGAACUACAUUUUUGAGUCUCACACUACAGAGUCUGACAGUGAUGGUAGUUCCCAGAUCAAUAUUAAUAAAAAAGGCCGUAAGCGCACAAGGAACCCUACAAAAUGGAAACAAAACCAAAUAAAAAAACUACGAAAUACUGGAGAAUCAUAUGUAUCAACAGCGAAAACCCAUAAAACUAUUCCUAGCCGGUGUCUUAAAAUCCCGUGCACAGAAAAGUGUAAAUUGAAAUGCACUGAAAACAUAUCUACUCCUGACAGAUAUGAUUUAUUCAAAGAAUUCUGGGAUCUAGGAGAUCUUAAUAAGCAGAGAGCUUACAUAUCCACUUGCAUGGUUGAUAUAGUACCUAAAUACAAGUAUACAAAUGCCGAAAAACCUCGGCGUCCUAAUAAGGCUUAUUAUUUUACAGUCAAUAAUAUAAAAAUUAGAGUUUGUAAAACAUUUUUUAAAUCUACCCUGGAUAUUACCGACCGCACAAUUUUUACUGUGCAAACCAGAGUAAGUGAACGUGGCUUUAUGCUUGAAGACAUGAGAGGCCGACACAAUAAACACAGGACUCUUAGUUCGGAACUAACUAGUGACAUAAGAAAACAUAUUCUAAGUAUCCCAAAAAUGGAAUCCCACUACGUACGAGCUAGUACUUCCAGACAAUUUAUUGAUGGUGGAAAAACAAUCAAAGACUUAUACAAGGACUUUGUAGAAGACCAAAAGAAAGAUUCCAAAGAGUUUGGCAAUUAUAUAGCAUAUUAUACAAUAUUCACAAAGGAAUUUAAUUUAAGUUUUUUUCAACCAAAAAAAGAUCAAUGUGAUCUAUGUUUAUCAUACAAAAAUUCUGUAGAAGAGAAAAAGAAAGAGCUAGAGGAAAAAUUUAACACACAUUUGGAAGAAAAAGCACUUAGUAGGCAUGAGAAGCAGGAAGAUCGAAGAGUGAUAAAUAAAAACAAUAAGGUCGUUAUAUAUGAUUUACAGGCAGUAUUACAGUGCCCAAGAGGCGAUAGCUCAUCGUUCUAUUAUAAGUCUAAACUAAAUAGCUACAAUUUAACUUUAACCGAAUUGACAACAGCUACAUCAAAAACGGCUUAUGACAAUGUACAUUGUUAUUUUUGGACAGAAUCAGACGCGAAACGUGGUGCAGUUGAAAUAGGAACUUGUGUUUUGAAAUAUCUUGAAAGACUUCGUGAGGAAGAUACAGAAGAAAAAAAUAUCAUAUUUUAUUCUGAUAACUGUUGUGGUCAGAAUAAAAAUAAAUAUAUCGCGACAUUAUAUUUAUUUGCCACACAAAAUUUUAAUAUAAACACAAUUACACACAAAUUCUUAAUUACUGGACAUACACAGAACGAAGCAGACAGUGUGCAUAGUUUAAUUGAGAAAGAAAUUAAAAAGAAUCUUAAAUCAGGGCCCAUUUACAGCCCUGAUCAGUACAUAGCAUUAAUAAAAAAUGCAAAGAAAUCCAAACCAGCCAUAAAUGUCCAUGAAUUAACAUUCGAGUCUUUUAUGGAUAUGAAACUCUUGCAGGAAGAAUGGGGUUAUAACUAUAACAUAGAUAUUGAGGGGCAAACGGUAAACUGGAAUAAUAUUAAAGUGUUGUUUAUGAAAAAGGAAUGCCCGUUUAGUAUAUUUUUUAAAACCUCUUACAAAGACAAUAAUUACCGAGAAAUAAAUGUCCGAAAUAAAAGAAAGAAAAUGAGUAUAUUAACACAAAUAACGCUGCAUAAAGCGUACACGCAAAGACAAGACAUAAGUGUGAAUAAAAAGAAAGAUUUAAAAGAUCUUAUAAAUAAAGGUUUGAUCCCACCUUUUUAUACUAAUUUUUAUAAUUCUAUUAUUAAUUGAUUGCUUUCAUUCAAUUCAGAUCUCAUUUAUGUGUGAUUAUUAUGAUUUAAUUGUGAUAUUAUUUGUUUAAAGUACUACUUACUUCAAAUCGUUAUUGUACUAAGUAGGUACUGUUUUAUAUUUGGUAUAAAAGACUGAUUACCUAUUGCCAAUUGUUUUAAUUACUGAUAGAAAGAUAAAACUGUUCCUUUUGUUAUUGAUGUUAAGUUGCUUUUAUUUUAUUAUUUUAAUGAAAGACCUAUUUGCUUCUUAUAAUU